Archocentrus centrarchus (flier cichlid) is the source of this 1526-nucleotide messenger RNA. Its product is annotated as programmed cell death 1 ligand 1-like. Lineage: Eukaryota; Metazoa; Chordata; Actinopteri; Cichliformes; Cichlidae. Bases 188 to 742 code for a protein of 184 amino acids. The transcript is spliced from 3 exons. Gene Ontology annotation, biological process: T cell costimulation; cellular response to lipopolysaccharide; immune response. The record is from RefSeq and is a predicted model, not a curated record. Gene Ontology annotation, cellular component: external side of plasma membrane.
CAGGGAAACACCCCAUUUGCCCACUCUCCAUAUGCUCGGCACAGGCCUCGGGGCUUUGCUGUUACGUAACAUCACCAUCUCUAAUAUUCUCUCUGCUUUCCAGCAACAGAUUGUUUUAAGACGCAUCUAAAAAGAAACGCAAACUCAUCUCAUACCAGGAUCUGCGGUGGAUCUUCAGAUCGACGAAAUGGUGUCUGUUAGACCUGCAUCACUUUACUGUUUGUUGGUGGUGGUCUGCGUCGUGGUUUCCGCAUCUGCAGCUGAGACAAACAUCUCGGCUGCUGUUGGUGACAGUGUCACUUUACCAUGUAAAGCUUCAAAUAACUCCAUCAGAGUUAUGUGGUGGAGCAGACCUGACCAAGAGCCAAAAUAUGUCCUUAUGUACCGGGAUGAGCAGUUUGAUCCAGAAGAGCAGCAUCCAUCCUUUAAGAACCGGGUGGAUCUGCAGGACAGUCUGAUGAAGGAUGGAAAUGUGUCCUUGAUUCUGAAGGAUGCGAAGAUCACUGAUGCUGGGACAUACAAGUGUCGUGUCUCCAUGGGAGGAACAAACCGCAGGAAGAGAUCCAUUGUAGAGACAGACCCCAUCAGUGUGAUCAACCUGAGUGUUGCUCCUCCUGCAGGUCAGCCGGGAGGACCGUUUGCAGUGGUGGCUGGUCUGUUGGUUUCUGGCACGCUUGUUUUGGUCGUUGGAGGUGUCGUCUUUUUUCUGCUCUUCAAAAAAUCCAAAGACCAAAAACGUUAGACUUCAUCCUGGCUAACACCGGGUUUGUUUAAAUAUCGGAACUUCACCUGAAUUGAAUGUCCCCUGCUGCUCUUUCAAACUCUCCAAUGACCCUGGAGUUUACUGUUCUCUGUCCAACAAAGUUGUCUCUAGUUGAAUGAGUUUGAAAUAGCAGCAGGGUCCAUGUUUAUCUCACUGCAGUGGAUUGAAUAUUUCUCUUUGUUUGCAUAAGUUCAGUGUUCAUAAUUUUAUAAGAAAACACAAACAUGUUAAGAUAUGACAAAGUAGGUUUUCAACAGGAUGAGACCAAAAAAUAAUUGGAUUAAAAAUAGUAAACACACAAGUCAGAAGAAACUAAAUAAAAAUAAGAAUGAUGUAAAGAAUAAAAUGAGAUUUUACAAAUACAGAAAUUGUUGAAAAAGUGUCGAGAUUAAAUUAAAGUCACCAGAUAUGUUCCAUGUGUGGUUUGGCUGCCACACAACAUGUGAUGCAUCGCUUAGUUUUGUUUAGUUUUCAUAAAGAAAUGUAACAAUUUUUUGUUUCAUUUAUUUGUUGUUUACUUUUAUUUUAGAUGUGGUGGAUUUAAAAAAAUCUUAUUUACAAAUAUUUAUAAGUGUAUUCAAAUAUAUUCCUUAGUGCCGUGUUUCCCAAAGUGUGGGCUGGGACUCCAUUGUGGGCCGAAUACGUGUUACAGGUGGGCCACAGUAAAAAAUUAAUUGACAUAUUUCUAUAAGUUAUUUAUUAAAACAGAUGAAUUGAAACUAGGGCAGCACGGUGGCGUAGUGGUUAGCACUGCUGCCUCACA